Varanus komodoensis (Komodo dragon) is the source of this 2491-nucleotide messenger RNA. It is a transcript of the gene RAC1, whose product is annotated as Rac family small GTPase 1. The record is from RefSeq and is a predicted model, not a curated record. Gene Ontology annotation, biological process: cortical cytoskeleton organization; small GTPase-mediated signal transduction; regulation of cell shape. Gene Ontology annotation, molecular function: GTPase activity; protein kinase binding; GTP binding. Bases 399 to 1034 code for a protein of 211 amino acids. The transcript is spliced from 7 exons. Gene Ontology annotation, cellular component: cytoskeleton; cell cortex; plasma membrane. NCBI's taxonomy places the organism in Eukaryota, Metazoa, Chordata, Lepidosauria, Squamata, Varanidae.
CCCCCUCUCCGUUUCCCACUUCGCCAGGCUCGGGAGUUAGGCCAGGCUAGGCCGAAAGAAAUCCCGAAGGCGGGCCCAGGCGUGAGGGAGCGCGCGGCCGGAUAUGAGCGGAGCGGCCGCUUCCUGUUUCCUCGCAGCCUCGCUCGACCGCCCCGCGUUUUGGGUGGUGGCCGUUACCUCAGCGCUCCCCCAGCCGCUCUCCGGGGACUGACUGCGCCCAGCUCCGUCCCUUCGGAAAAGGGAAGGGAAGGGAAAGGAAAGGCGGCGGCGGCGGCGGGACUUUCGCCUCGCGCCUUCUGCUCCUGCGCUCGCCGCACGCCACCCGCCACGAAGCUUCGCGGAUUCCUCGGCGCCCAGCCCGGAGAGCCUCAGGAGCCGGCGACGCAGCAGCUGCCCCGAUGCAGGCCAUCAAGUGUGUGGUGGUGGGAGACGGUGCUGUAGGUAAAACAUGCCUACUCAUCAGUUAUACAACCAAUGCAUUUCCUGGAGAAUAUAUACCCACUGUUUUCGACAACUAUUCGGCCAAUGUGAUGGUUGAUGGAAAGCCAGUCAAUCUGGGAUUGUGGGAUACAGCUGGACAGGAGGACUAUGACAGAUUACGCCCGUUAUCUUAUCCACAAACAGAUGAAGGAACGAAUGGUAAGGAUUUAACUCCCAGGGUGAAACAUCAGCCAUUCUGCGAUGUGUUCUUAAUUUGCUUUUCCCUUGUGAGUCCUGCAUCCUUUGAAAAUGUCCGUGCAAAGUGGUAUCCCGAGGUGCGACAUCAUUGCCCCAAUACCCCCAUCAUACUAGUGGGAACCAAACUUGAUCUCAGAGAUGACAAAGAUACUAUUGAAAAACUCAAGGAGAAGAAGCUGACUCCCAUCACCUACCCACAAGGCCUCGCUAUGGCAAAAGAGAUAGGUGCAGUAAAAUACCUAGAAUGCUCAGCACUUACACAGCGAGGUCUCAAGACAGUCUUUGAUGAGGCUAUCCGAGCGGUUCUUUGCCCCCCUCCUGUCAAGAAGAGGAAGAGAAAAUGCCUGCUGCUGUAAUGUUGCCCUGUCCCCCUCUUGGAACCUUCUGUGCUUUGCUUGGAACAAUGGAGCAUUCACAUCAAUGCCAAGUUCUUCUGUUUAAAAAUUAGUUUUCUUCCAUCAAUUUUUUGAACCAAUCAUCAAUUUCAUGUUCCCCUUUGUUUAAAAGGUUAGAUUCUUCUUUCUUCUACUAAAGAGAUCCUUAAAAAAAAGACAAACCUAUAUAAAAGCCUUAUUUUUUCCAAUUCCUUUCGCUCAGAUUAAUCAAGUGUUGCCAAAUUAUCUGCUCAUUACUAUGUUGCAUUGUUGUGCUUUGUUAUAUGGAGCACAAAACCUGUUUUUAAGUUAAACAGGUGUCUUUAAAGAUACUAACGUUUAUUAGGAAUUGCAGAACUUUAUAGUUUUUUUUUCCAGAUAUUGUAUCAGUAGGAAAACGCUGCUGUUUAAUGCAUUCAUCCAACUGAUGGUCAUAGCAUUCUUCCUCAUACCUGAAUAAAUGCAAUAAUUGACAAUAUACAGAUCCCCCUUUUUAAAUACUUUCCUGCCUAUUAAGAACUGUGAUUAACCUAUUUUCCUUGAAGUGUAUUGUCUUCCUUGACAGGAGUGUAUUAUAUUGGUGAAAGUUAAGUGGGUUGGUCAAGGGAAACUGCCCAACAGUAUUUUGACACUGUAAAGAUCAAUUUACACUACAUUGUGAACCAGCUAGUUAAACCUGAAUGGAUUUUCUUUUGUUUAAUAAAAAACACAGUAAAAUGAUACCUUCUGUUGCAACUAAACAGUAGCUGAAGGGAGGUUGGUGUUUUUAUGGAUCACUUGUUUGCAUUUUUCAAUAGGGCAUUUAUUUUACUACAAUUUGAACUGGUCGUUCCCUCACAUGUUCUCACUAGAAGCUUUUCUUGUAGAAUCUCUUCCUCCUGAGCAAUAUAACUUGUAUUUUAAAAACCUUCCUAAUUAUAUUUGCAUUUUUGUAGACUAGAAUAUUCAAACAUAGCCUUGUUUCUGUCUUUGUUUUUCCUUCUGCCCUAAUACUAUACAUGCUUUUGAGAAGUUUUCUUUAGUCCUCAGGUGACUUGGUGUAAAAAUCAUGUGCAGCAGAUAAACCAGUUCUAGUAUUUUUUUUCUCUUAUCUCACACCACCUGAAUGACCUUUCUCUAAUGUCACCAUUUGCCAGUAUCCUGAUGCUGUAACCUUACUAAUGCUGACGUUUCCCUUUUAACCUCACCGUGAACACGUACCUCCUGUUGGUUGAUUUAGUAAUGGUAACUGGGUCUGUGAGGUUCUGUAACCUAGUGCUAACAAUGUUCCAUACAUCCCAGACACUGGCAAGAACACAACUGAACUACAACCUUUCAACUACUAGAACAAAAAUAUAAAUGGAGUUUGCAAGAUUGUGAAGUUUUUACAUUGAUCUUUUUGGUAAUGCAAUUUAGCAGUAUGUUUUGCAUGUAUGACUUAAUAAAUUUCUUGAAUCACA